Messenger RNA from Pygocentrus nattereri (red-bellied piranha), 843 nucleotides. It is a transcript of the gene stk31, whose product is annotated as serine/threonine kinase 31. NCBI's taxonomy places the organism in Eukaryota, Metazoa, Chordata, Actinopteri, Characiformes, Serrasalmidae. The record is from RefSeq and is a predicted model, not a curated record.
AUGCCUGUGCAGGUUGUCUCCCGAGAGAACUUUGCGGGAGACUCUCCUUCCCUCCUUCGGACAAAUGGGACAGAAAACUCCACGCCGCACUUGGCUGGUCUCUGUCUUUUCACUGUGGUGCAGUUUUAUGGGGCAUGCUACUCAGAGGACAGAUGCUGGUACAGGUGCAAAGUGCAACAGCAGGUAGACACAAGGUGAUUUCAUGUUUCAUAUAUUGAUUAUGGGAAUGCAGAGGUUGUAGGCAGAUCUGACUUAGUUGAACUUCACAAAAGCUUACAGUGUUCUGCGCUUGCCAAAAAAAUACAAGCUGGGGUUCAUCUGCCAAGUGAGCAGGAUUCUCCACAUUAUUUACAGAAGUCCUUCCUUCAGAAUCUGAUGUAUGGAAAGAAGUUACGGAUAAACAAGAAGUCUGUGUGCUUCGAUGGAACUAUCCUGGUCCAGGCUUUUCAGGGCAGUCAUGAUAGUGGUGAAGAGGUGUUGAAGUUUAAGUUUGCUAAAGUGAAUUUACCAGGCAACAUAGAGAGCCCCUUUCCAGGUAAGGCCCUCACAAAGCAGACUGGACAGUGGUCCUCCAGGGGACCUCAGGUAGACGGUGACAACCCUGGCUCUUUAGGAUGUAUGCCGAAGUUGCGACCAGCUUUCACCAACCAAAAGCCUCAGGGCCUGAUGUAAGAGAGAUCAUCUUAUUUCACAACAAAAUAUAUACAUAAUUCAUAGUAAUCCUGAGAUGUAUGAUAGUGUUGUUUUUUUGCUCUGUAUGUUGUGUAAAGGUACAGAAAGUGAUGCUGAUUUCUGUCUGGGAGGGUCCUGAUCAUGAUUUAAGCAUUCAGGCUUGAUGUAUUG